AUGGCGUUCAACCCGACCAAAUCAACCGUCAAUAAUGAGAACUGUGACCUCCACUACUGGUAUCAGGGCGAAGGACCCCUCAUAGUAUUCAUCCCCGGCGGCAAUGGUCACGGUCGGCAAUACAACCCGAUCAUCACGGCGUUAUCGGACAAGUACACCUGCGCCACCUUCGAUCGCCGUCAGAUGUCCGCCAGCCAAGUCAAGGUGAACAAGCGACUGAACCCGCCCCAGCAAGCCCGCGAUGUUCGCGCCAUUAUUCAGGUCCUCGGCUUCGACAAGGCCAUCAUCUUCGGCAGCAGCAUGGGCGGGCUGCUCGCGUUCCAGUUCGCGCACGAUUUCCCCGAGAUGGUCGAUCACCUCAUUGCCCACGAGGCUCCGUCGUACUCGCUCCUGCCCGAUGCGACUGAGGUGUUCGAGUUCAUGUACCACUGCAUGGAUGUAUAUGAGACGCAGGGCUUGGAGGCCGUGCAGCCGGUAUUCGCCAAAGCGUUGCUGGGAUACGAUGACGAGGGCGUUCCGAAGCCGAUGUCGCCGGAGCCGGUGAAUCCCAAGAACUUCUGGGCUCAUGAGUUUUCGGUCUUGAUGGGAUAUAUGCCAAAUCUACUCCGAAUCAAGGCGAAUGGAACGAGUGUUGGAGUGAUGAGGGGUGUGAGGAGUCGGGAUGCGUCGUAUGCGAGGUCGACGAACGAGCAGGCGAAAGUCUUGGACUGCCCUCAUUUUGAUGUGCCUGGUGGUCAUGAAGGGUUCCAAGUCGAGCUGGAGGCGUUUCUGCCGUACUUCUUUAAGAUGUUGGAGACUCUGGAGAAGAGGCGUAGCGAGCGUUCGUGA
Messenger RNA from Colletotrichum karsti, 828 nucleotides. Its product is annotated as putative acetyltransferase/esterase. The transcript has a single exon. The coding region runs from base 1 to 828 and encodes 275 amino acids. NCBI's taxonomy places the organism in Eukaryota, Fungi, Ascomycota, Sordariomycetes, Glomerellales, Glomerellaceae. The record is from RefSeq and is a predicted model, not a curated record.